Oreochromis niloticus (Nile tilapia) is the source of this 3116-nucleotide messenger RNA. It is a transcript of the gene gnai2b, whose product is annotated as guanine nucleotide binding protein (G protein), alpha inhibiting activity polypeptide 2b. The coding region runs from base 857 to 1924 and encodes 355 amino acids. Gene Ontology annotation, biological process: gamma-aminobutyric acid signaling pathway; adenylate cyclase-inhibiting G protein-coupled receptor signaling pathway; G protein-coupled adenosine receptor signaling pathway. Gene Ontology annotation, cellular component: heterotrimeric G-protein complex; cytoplasm. Gene Ontology annotation, molecular function: GTP binding; G protein-coupled receptor binding; G-protein beta/gamma-subunit complex binding. The transcript has 9 exons. The record is from RefSeq and is a predicted model, not a curated record. Lineage: Eukaryota; Metazoa; Chordata; Actinopteri; Cichliformes; Cichlidae.
UCAUUAGCCAUUUUAACAGCACUCCGUGCAUCCUUGACCGGAGAGGGGCCCCUGCGUAUCGCAGUCGGUCAGUGAGAAGAGGGCGGACUGCUGUCCUUCAUUUUAUUUGUCAUGCUAGAGUCUGCAUCCGCGGGAAAUGCAGAGGAAUGAGGCUGGCACAGCGCCUACUGCGGUCUGCACAUCACACUCCUAAAAUCACGCCUCGCUGGUUUGCACAGUAAUUGGUUUCGCUCACACGAGCUACAGCGGAGAGUUCACCUGAUUUAACAGGGCUAUCGCGACAAGUUGCUCGAGUGACGUCGCUGCGACUGGUUGACAACUUACAAUUGUCCCACGAUUACCUGAGGUUUUUCGCGCGAGCCUAAAUACGCACAGAAAGAGACUGCAGCACUGUCGCCACCACCGAGGGACGCGCUGCUUACCAGGCCAAGACUAAGUGAGCCAGUCUACCGUGGAGCUGAGAGCACGGGCAUUUCAGUCUGUGGAUGGAUGCAAGACAUAGGGAUUUGAUAGAUUCGACAUGGACCACAUAAAAAUCUGAGGUUUAGUGUAACAAACAAAAAACCCAACAACAACAAAACAAAACAGAGCAAAUGUUCUGAAUUCAUUUGCCUCCCUUUUGAGCUUCUUGUAGACCAGAAGAGCGGGACCACAGACUUCUUGCAGGUGGAUAAGCUGACUUUGUUUGCAAGUGGAAGAGGCUGUUUUUUUUCUAGAAGGCAGUGCUGGAAGCAAAGCUGUUCCAUUGUUAUUCCUGGCAUCGGCCGACGCACUAAAACCAUCAGCACUCUGAAAUUCAUAUUGUUUUUUUCUUUUUUUUGCGCAAGCGGUCGGUGCGCCCCUGCGUUUGGAUCCAAUGGGUUGUACGGUGAGCGCCGAGGAUAAAGCUGCUGCGGAGAGGUCAAAGAUGAUUGACAAAAACCUCCGAGAGGACGGGGAGAAGGCAGCCAGAGAAGUGAAAUUGCUUUUAUUAGGCGCUGGGGAGUCUGGAAAGAGCACCAUUGUAAAGCAGAUGAAGAUCAUCCAUGAAGAUGGCUACUCAGAAGAUGAGUGUAAGCAGUACAGAGCAGUGGUUUAUAGUAAUACCAUCCAAUCUAUAAUGGCCAUUGUUAAAGCCAUGGCCAGUCUGAAGAUAGACUACAGCAAUCCUGCCAGAGUGGACGAUGCCCAGCAGCUCUUUGCCCUGGCUGCAGCUGCUGAGGAACAGGGCAUUCUCCCUGAUGACUUGGCUAACGUGAUCAGGCGACUGUGGAGUGACAGCGGCAUACAGAGCUGCUUCGCAAGAUCGCGAGAAUACCAGCUGAAUGACUCGGCAGCAUAUUACCUGAAUGACCUGGAGAGGAUAGCUAAAACAGAUUACAUUCCGACCCAGCAAGAUGUGCUACGAACUCGGGUUAAGACAACCGGCAUUGUUGAGACUCACUUCACUUUUAAGGAACUCCACUUCAAAAUGUUUGAUGUGGGAGGCCAGCGCUCAGAGAGAAAGAAGUGGAUUCAUUGUUUUGAAGGAGUAACAGCCAUUAUCUUUUGUGUUGCACUGAGUGCUUAUGACCUGGUGCUGGCAGAGGACGAGGAGAUGAACCGAAUGCAUGAGAGCAUGAAGCUUUUUGACUCCAUCUGCAACAACAAAUGGUUCACCGAAACCUCCAUCAUCCUCUUCCUCAACAAGAAGGAUCUUUUUGAGGAGAAGAUUACCCGCAGCCCUCUUACCAUCUGCUUCCCCGAGUACGCAGGCGCCAACAAGUUUGAUGAGGCUGCCAGCUAUAUCCAGACCAAGUUUGAGGACCUGAACAAGAAAAAGGACACCAAGGAGAUCUACACCCACUUCACCUGUGCCACUGACACCAAGAACGUGCAGUUUGUCUUCGAUGCUGUCACUGACGUUAUUAUUAAGAACAACCUAAAAGACUGUGGUCUUUUCUAAAGGACAAAACCCGAGGCACACAGACUGCAUGAGUGACUGCAAUAGCCAUGAAUGAUUACUGCUUUUCAUAAUGAAAACCAUAAGAGAACUGAUUCCUAGAGGGGGAACCUGAAAGAACUUUAACAAUCACUGUUUUGCAACCAUCACGUUAUCUGUCUGAUCUGUUGUUAUUGUUUUUAUAUACUGUAUAGCUUACUGCUCCUUAUCAGGGGUUACUUGUACACAUAUAUGACCGAGAACCUUGUAAUUUGACAAAAACAAUCAAAUAACAAUUAAGGCACUUACAUGAAAAGAUCUGCUUUUUUAAUUGCAUUUGGAAACUGUGUAACUGUAUGUUGGCCAACUGGCCUUCAAUAAAUAAUUGUUGUAAGAGUAAAGUUUGACACAAUUAAGACCUGCCAUCUCAUUAUACCAAAUGACUAAAUCAAAACACUGGGAAAAAAAACAUGUUUUCCAUUUUCGUGGACCAGUUGGGGAACCUCUUGGUAUUUAUUUGACUUAUUCAGCAUUCUUUUAUAUUUGGAUCUCUUAUUGUGUUUUCCUUUUAGGUUUACAUUUUACUUUGCCUUUUACUUUUGAAUUUUAAUAAGAGGAUAAAGUCAAAUGAACCUUUUUUAUAAAAAUUCUAUUAACUUAUGUUAACUGGCAUUUUAUGAACCUUUUGACUGUAAACAGAAGUUAUUUUUUAGAAGAAAAACAACAAGCAUGGAGAAUGAAAAUGGAUGAAGGGAAAAUGUUUUUGUACAAUGUUUACACAGAAUCAAUAUUCACUCUUGUACUAUAGUGCAUUGUUCUGCAUGACUUGUCCAUAGAUUAGCCUGUAUUCCCCACAAACUGAUUAACAUUCCUUAAGUAACUUCUUAAAAGAAACAAAACAUAAAUGGUUAUGUGUCACUUUUAAGAUAUCUGCAAGAUUUUUAAGUGGUUAUGUCUGUUCCUAACAUGGAUCGUUCUGUACUUUUCAUUUCAAUCCAAGUCUUUUUACAUAUGUUUGUGCCUUGAUAUCUGUUUACACUUGUUCUUUAGAGACAUGCUAUCUUCAUAGUGUGAACUAGGGCUAUUUUUACUCCACUUCAGUUCACAUAAUCCGUCAUUUAGGAUGCACCACAAUACCAAGACAAAUGGAUGAUAGUUGUUUGUUAAGAUUAAAGUCAUUCACUUGUUAAACGUAAAUAAAGGUUUGGUCACAUGA